AUGUUUGUGAAUAACCAGAUGAUCAUUCUAUUCUCCCCUCUCCUCACCCUCUCCACCACACACAGAUCACUUGGGAGAGAAACGAAAGCCACCGAUUCAGACAUCAGGAGGGAGGUGACCAGUACAAUCUCAAAGGCGUCGAAACUGGACAGUCUGGAGGCUGCAACCAAGAGCAAGAACUGCUCCAGUCCCCAGAGAGGUGGCUCCCCAGCCUGGGCCCCAAAACACCAGCCUAAGCCCCUGAGGGAGUCCAAGCUGGAGUCAUACAGGGACUCGCCCAGAAUAGCCCCGCAAACCCCAGACCUCCAGAAGACUUCCAGCUCCAUCACCCUGCAGGCCGCAAGCGUUCAGCCGGAACCAAGAACACCAGUCCUGGGGGCCCUAUCACCUUCUGGAGAAGAAAGGAAGAGGCCAGCUGCUCCCCAUCCAGCCACCUUCUCCACCAGGCAGCCUGGCCUGGGAAGCCAAGACGUUGCGAGCAAAGUUGCUACCAGGAGAAUCCCGCUGGAGGGCCAGAGGGAUGCAGCAUUCCCCAAAUUUGAGAGCAAGCCCCAAAGCCAGGAGGUCAGGGAAAAUCAAACUGUCAAGUUCAGGUGUGAAGUUUCAGGGAUCCCAAAGCCUGAAGUGGCCUGGUUCCUGGAAGGUGCCCCUGUGAGGAGACAGGGAGGCACCAUUGAGGUUUACGAAGAUGCUGGCUCCCAUUACCUCUGCCUGCUGAGAGUCCGGACCAGGGACAGUGGGACAUACAGCUGCACUGCUUCCAACACCCAAGGCCAGGUGUCCUGUAGCUGGACCCUCCAAGUGGAAAGGCUUGCUGUGAUGGAGGUGGCCCCCUCCUUCUCCAGUGUCCUGAAGGACUGCACCGUCACUGAGGGCGAGGAUUUUGUGCUGCAGUGCUCUGUACGGGGGACCCCAGGGCCCCGGAUCACUUGGCUGCUAAAUGGUGAGUGCCCCCUACCCCAGCCCUCUGCUCCCGUCCCCUGGGCCCUUUGGCCCUGCCUGAAUUCUCACUUAUCUCUCUGAGCCAUUUAUGCCUUGGACAUCCUGGUGGCAUGAGAGGGAGGCAUGGGACACAGAGAGAGCAUGGGCACUGGGAUCCUGCUCCCAGUUGGCUCAGCAAGUUACUACUCCUGCCUGAGCCUUGAGUUCUCCAUCUGCCUCGUGGGAAUCAUGCCACCCAUCUGCAGGGUGGUGGUUGUAAAAUUAAAUUAGAUCAUUUAUAUAAAGUGGUUAAUGAGAUGCCUGACACAUAGGUGCCUGAGCAGUUGGACUUCUUUUCAUAGAGUCAAACUCAUAAUGGCCCUCAAUUCACAUCUGUUGAGUCAAUAAAUGAACAAAUAAAUUAAUAAACUAAUGAACUGCUCCAGAAGUCGCUUGAGGGAUCUCAGCUUUUAUUUAGUGGCAGGUGG
Messenger RNA from Sapajus apella (tufted capuchin), 1409 nucleotides. Its product is annotated as myosin light chain kinase, smooth muscle-like. The transcript has 3 exons. The coding region runs from base 1 to 1023 and encodes 340 amino acids. The record is from RefSeq and is a predicted model, not a curated record. Lineage: Eukaryota; Metazoa; Chordata; Mammalia; Primates; Cebidae.